AUGCACCGUAUUGGAGAGAGAACGCUCAGCCCCGGUCACCUAAUUACAAUUGAGUCCAACUUUUGUGUAGCAAUGGAGUCGUAAUAGCAGAUCCCCGAAGCCGUACAGGGCCAAAGAAAGGAGAGUUAUAUCUGGAUUUCAUCUCACAAACAUUUACCAACAACAAGUGUGGAAUGAAAUACGAUAUUUCAGAUGCGAUGGAGGUAAAAUGGACUUGGAAUGGGAAUUCAUUUCGGUAGGAAAUAUCGACUUUUGUCCUUCCUGUCAGCGCUGUUUUCGCUCCGACACUCUGAAUGUGUGUGCAUUUUGUGUGUGGACGGACUGCGCUGAGCUGUGUGGAGGUGACUUUGCGGUUGAUAAGCCCAUCAGCUGUUUCUGACGAAUGAAAAACAUGGCGAAAGAAAAGCUAAAUGUAAAUCAGUGCUGCUCAGAGACGGGUCACCUCCCGUCUCGGUUUUACUCCAAGAAAAGUGAAGAAAACAUGGAUUUGAUUUUCACUCUGGCAGAAAAUGUGAGAUGUAUGCAGCGAGGAAGAGAGGAUAACUCUCUUUCGAGGGAAAGGAACGGACCCAGCCGAUCAACAGAAAUGUGGAAAAGUGGUCGGUUACGGGAUGGCAGCUUGUCAAGAAAUAAAGAACUGCAAAGGGACUUGAAAGAAAGCAAUUUGCCAGGAUGUAUCAAGAGGAAUAUGUCACAGACAGUCCACCAAUUAUUUCCAUCCAUGUCGCAUUGGAAGACAUUUUUAUUUGCUGUUUUAUUGUGUGUGUUUUUGAAGAGCCAGAUGUGUUCUGCAAAGUGUUAUGGACUUGGCCCGACUGGUCGUGCCAUAUUGACUGACCUGCAGGGGUUUAUUUCGGACCAUCCAAAUGAGAGUUAUCCCAUUUCAACGGAGUGUGAGUGGUUAAUUCAAGCACCAAACUCAGAUAUGAAGAUCAUGUUGACAUUCUCCAAAUUUGCCACGGAAUGUGGCUAUGACUUUGUCAGCGUUUAUGACGGUAACUCUCACCAAAGUCCGAUGAUUGCUGCCCUCAGCGGUGACUCUAUUCCGUCCACAUUGAUGGCUGAAUCUGGCCAGAUGCUGAUAUAUAUGUACAGUGAUCGUAACUAUAAUCUACUGGGAUUCGAUGCGACGUAUACCAUCGAAGACUGCCCCCAUGGAUGUUCAGGCCAUGGGACCUGUGUUGACUAUUCCUGUGUGUGUUAUUCUGGUUACCAUGGAGACAGCUGUGAGAGACUCAAUUGCCCGUACGAGUGCGGCUCAGAAUGGAACCAAGGAAGUUGCCAACAAUCGGGUAUACAGCAGUGUGCCUGCUCACCAGGCUUUGUAGGGGAGGGGUGCAGCCUUUCAACAGACAGCAACUUAGGGUGGGGUCAGACCUUCCUCAUCUCUCGUGGUGACAGUGGAGGACUAAGCAAGAGGGCGGGGCAUGCAUCCGUUUAUCAUGAGGACACCGAUAGCCUCUGGACUUUUGGAGGUUUUGAUCUGAAUAAUCAAUUAGAUGAUCUCAUUCAGUACAGCUUUGAGACGGACGAGUGGACUCAGAUCACGCCCAAUGGAAGUGUCAAACCGAGUGGUCGGUAUCGGCAUACCAUGGAGCUGUAUGAGAACCACCUUCUAGUCUUUGGAGGAAUCCUAACCAACGGAUCCUGGUCCAAUGAGCUUUGGUCCUUUGAUCUAGCUACCCUCAGUUGGGAGCUACUGCCGUCUGGAACUGAUUCGGUCCCUCCGGGCUUGGCGCAUCAUUCCUCCUGUAUAGUGGAAUACUCUUAUCUAGUUGUCAUAGGAGGUGCCAGUGAAGACGGGACCUUCUUAGGAACAAUCUACAAGUAUGAUCUUCAGUUGCUUCAGGGAUGGGAAGAGAUCACUCCUCGUGGUGGGCUUGAAAGAGAAGUCAGACUACGAGAUCACUCAAGUGUAUAUCACUAUGAUACCAAGUCUAUUAUCGUCUUUGGUGGACUAAAAUCACCUCAAACGCACAAUACACUAGUGAGUAGUAGGAUCAACACUGUGUAUGCCUUUCAGUUUGAGGAUCGCUACUGGACCAAGCUGGCCUCGUCUGGCAGUGUAAGAGCUCGGUCUUACCACACAGCAAACAUCAUAGGCAAUUACAUGGUGGUAUACGGAGGAAACGUCCAUCACCAUCUCUCAAACACCGGUGGUUUCGUGGUGGUAGAGGAUUAUGGCGAUCAUGAGAAAUGCUUUGAAGAUGGGAUAGAACUGUAUCACCUGGGAUGUCAUAAAUGGAUAUCAUUCAGUGAGAUGGCCGGAGACUUUCAAGAACCUGGACCAUACAAUCCUCACACUGUCACAAAGGGACGAUUUGCCCAUAGUGCAGUUGUACGAGACCAAACAACACUCGUCGUCAUCGGUGGAUUCAACGGAGUCACUCAGAGCGAUGUCUUCGCCGUCAAGAUGCCGGGCACCGUCUCUAUCAACCCCGCAACAGCAAACCAAAGUUUGAAUCCAUGUGACUCUCAUAAAAGUGAGAAUAAUUGCACCCUUGAUCCAGCGUGUGGUUGGUGUCCUCAGUCUAGCACCUGUCUUGGCUUCUCUGAUAGUCAGUCUUGUUCAGGCACACUGCUUCAACCCGAGUGCCCUGGCAUAUGCAGUGCUUUGAUCACAUGUGAGGCUUGUAUGCUGUGGGGUCAGGGAGCCCAGACAGCGACCUUUGACCCCGAGGUCACCCAUGUCAACGAGCAGUGUGGCUGGUGUGUGCAGGAUCGCGCCUGUUACUCUCUAUCGGCUCCAUCCGGUACGUGUGAUCCAUCUGCCGGUGAUUCUGGGGCAUGGUGGGGCCCUUCAUCAACCUUCAUUGCAAGCUUUGACCAGUGUAAGACCGCUGACUUUCCUCCUGGUAUAACCAUGAUGAGAUACACCCAUCCGCAGAACUUAUCUUAUCCAGAUCAGGUGUCCAUAAUAACAACUACCCAACAGACAGUCAGCUACUACCCUGUCUUACAGUCCUCAGAGGUGAGUGCUGGUGGGUACUACACAGUGGUCUUCAAGGGAUUCCUCUACCCUCAGGGUGCAACGUCACCAUCGGUCUGGAUCAAGGCCACCAGGGCCGAGGCUACUCUGACCAUGAGCACGGAUGAAAACCCUUCGAAUGCAGUGAAGGUAGCUGAAAGAGCUCUUAGCAGUACAAACGAGUCACCCAUCCUGGCCAAGCGUACUCCUACCACCGAUCCUAUCUUCCCCGACACCAGCCCCGGGACCAAGUACUAUACUAUGAUGGAGGAGAGAAAACAGAUCACUUCAAACAUGCAAUACUCCAGCUCUGCGAUGGAACUUCACUGGAAUGGUUACGUUCCUAGUGGUCUCACCCACCAUAGCUUCACCUCAGACUACCUCCAGCCAUACAAAUCCGACUCCUGCACCAAUUACUCCACCUGCCGAGGGUGUCUGACCGAUGCUGCCUGUGGCUGGUGUCCUGUGAGCGAUACGUGUGAGCUCCGGGAUGGACCAACCCUUUCCAUGGACCGCUGCGGGACUUCCUCAAGACCCAUCGAGCACUAUCUGGUCUUGGAUGUGGAUAAUUGUGGGAACUGCAGCCAGCAUUGGAGCUGUGACCUGUGCACUUCGGAUCCGUUGUGUGAGUGGAUGAAUGCUGAUGUAUCCUGUACCAGGCGAGGGCGCUUUGACCACGCGUUGAAGGAUCCAGGAGAGUGUCCUCCAAAGUGCCAGGAGAUCACCGACUGCAAGAGUUGUAUUGAUAUCAAGAACUGCGCAUGGUGUGCCGACACGAUGACCUGUUUACACUUUCCAACGUACAUCUCUUCCUUUAUCCAUGGGGAGUGUUCACACUGGUUUGAUCAGGAAGACUCUUACUGUCCAUCUUGUUCUGCUCAUCAGAAUUGUGCUGACUGUCUGGAUACCUUCCAGUGUGGUUGGUGUGGAAAUACAAACGAUCCAGACAUUGGAGUUUGUCAGUCUGGGGAUUUUAACGGCCCCUACUCCACUAUGAACUGCUCAGCCUCUGUGUCUGAAGCCCACGAGACCUCCAUUCAAUCGCCAGCUGACUGGUCGUACGAACAAUGUCCCGAUGUUGACGAAUGUCGACUGGACCGACAUGAUUGCCAUGCUAAUGCUACCUGUAUCAAUACGUAUGAGGGAUUCGAUUGCAGAUGUAAUUAUGGAUUCAAAGGGGAUGGAAGGAUCUCAUGUAAUAGCACAUGCUUCCAUACAUGUGAGUUUGGCUACUGCAGUGGUUCACCAGACUUUGAGUGUAUCUGUGACCUUGGCUGGACUGGGGUCAGCUGCAACGUAAGCUGCGGAUGCAACAAUCACAGCACCUGUGUCAAUGGGGUGGGACUGUGCGACCAAUGUCAAGAAUGGUCUACCGGCUCCCACUGCCAGUAUUGUUUACCAGGUAGCUAUGGCGAUGCUACUUCACCCACUGGCUGCGUGGAGUGUGAUUGCCAUGGUCAUGGGAAUGCUUCUUUGGGAAACUGCGAUGGAACGACAGGUGUCUGCUACUGUACUGGUAACACACUGGGAGACCACUGUGAGACGUGUGAAGAAGGCUUCUUCGGGGAACCACAGAAUGGAGGGAAAUGCUACCAGAAGUGCAAUGGGCGAUCCAUAAUGACCAACGUUCAUUCUUCAAGACUAGGUUCUUUUGAGGGUCUUGGUGUGCAGGAUCCCAACCAUGGAUACUGUCUGUGGGUCCUGACUACCUUCGACAGUCUGGUCCAAGCUUCUGGAGCACUCAGCUCUCCUGGAGCCAUAACACUUACAGUAGACACCCUGGAUGUAGAGUGUGGGAGAGAUUACGUUCAUGUCUACGAUGGCAUCCCUCAACAUCUGUGGGAAAACUUUGGUGUAUCUAUGGAAAGUCAAGAGAUUGGGGCUUACUGUGGUCACUCGUCCAGCUCAGACAUCAAAACAACUGCAUAUUCAGGUGUAAUGACAAUUGCCUUCCAAGCCAACGUCAGUGCGACAUCGCCGACGCAGGGCUUCACCGCGGUCUACGACGUCCGCACCUGCCAGGAGGAUUGCGACGGUAACUGGCACUGUGCCAACGAAGACGAGGAUGAAGUGGAGGACGAUCAGGUGUGCGAAUGCAGGGCGGGGUUUACCGGCGAUGACUGCGAGGAGGAGAUAUGCCCUGACGACUGUGGGUUGCUUGAGGGGCGUGGCAUGUGUAAUGAUCAUCUACUCCUUUGCAUAUGCAACGAGGGCUACAGCGGUGCUGCGUGUGAUAUCGUUACAACGCCCUCAAAGUCUGAUUCGAAAGCAGUGUGGUCUCUUCUCUACGACGCCAAUCGGCUGAGCUCUAACUCUAACGUUGGUCCGACCAGUCGUAUGGGUCACACCAUGGUUGCGGACGGGGAUGGCAAGUUCUGGCUGUUUGGAGGUUACUCCCAGGAUAAUCAACGCUUGAAUGAUGUCUGGAGCUACGACCCAUCAUCAUCCCAGUGGACGCACCAUUCAACAGCAAACGCUCUGGCGCCCUCUGCCCGUAACUACCAUGCAGCUACGUACGUAGCCCCUGAUAAGAUGAUCGUCAGUGGAGGGCUGUCUGAUAGCGAGGUCAUGAGUGACUGGUGGAUGUUUUCACUGACACAACACACAUGGUCUGAUAUAGUGAACCCCAUAGAUGACCUAGAGAUAGCAGGGCAUACAAUGACCAUGGUUGACGAUAGAACCCUUAUCGUCAUCGGAGGCUACUCACCAUCGAUGGGCCUGAUGUCAGAAAUCAUUCACUUUGACACAAAUACACUGACUGGUCAUUUCAAGUCAUCUCAGGGAACUCCACCAACAGGUAUAUUUGGUCAUUCUGCCGUGUGGCAUAACGAGACAAAUACCAUCUAUGUGUUUGGGGGUUACCGGUUCCACCUACAAGCCCUUGCAAUCUCUGACAAGCUCUAUGCCUAUCACGCCCCAUCGGCUGGCUGGAGUAUACUGGCUUCAGAAGGAUAUAAGCCGGAAGCACGGAUGUACCACUCGGCAGUGACCUUCUCUAACUACAUGCUUGUGUUGGGAGGCUUUGCGGAGGGAGAGGAACUCAACGAUAACGUACUGGUCUACCACUACUCCUGCAAUAAGUGGCAAUCUUUAGAUGGACAAGGUUGGUCCACUGGAGCCCAACCCAGGGCUCUCCACAGCCACGCAGCCACCACCAAAGACGACACCGUCUACCUCUUCGGGGGCUACGAUGGCUCCACCUACGGAUCCAUGAACACAGCCGACAUGCCCUCGGAUCUCUGUAACCUGCAUACCACCAGUGAGGGAUGUUUAGCUUCGCCGGGAUGCUCGGCGUGCGUGAUGAGUAAUUCCACGUUGGUAGCUUGCUUCUCGUAUGAUGAUGACUCAUCCACUAGCUGUGAGUCUCCGAACCAGUUGUUGAAUGGUACAUCAUGCAACGAUGCAUUGAUUGAAGGGAGGAACUGUAGUAAGCUAACCAUCUGCAGUGAGUGUAUUACGGUCUAUCCAUCACAUCUAUCAGCACAACAGACCUGUAAGUGGUGUUACAACUGCCCCGAUGGUGCCUGCAUCCCGUCUGGUGCUAACUGCAUGGAGGAACACAACUGCCAGGUGGAGACCCAGAAGGAGGUCCGUGAUAGAAGUCAGUGUUCUGAGACUGACUGUGAAGCAAGUGAUUGCACCAAGUGUACCACAGGAAACAGCCCGUGUGUUUGGACCAGGCAGUUUAAACGUUCAAGUGAGACAAGGCGCCUCCUGAACUACCGUCCCAUCUACGACUGGAAUUGCUUCAGUAACCACCUACUCCAGGUGGCACCCCCCCACUACAACAUCUCUGCGAUCCCUCCCCUAUCCUGCCCCACCCCAUGCCAUCGGCAUACAACCUGUGGGGAGUGUCUGACUUCGCAGGGGGCCGAUGGGGGCUGGCAGGAGUGCAUGUGGAGCCCUUGGCUUAACCAGUGCAUGUCGCCAACAUUCCUCCACCUACGCUGCGCCGUGGGCGAGUGCGGACCCGUAGCCCAGGGUGCGUCGGACAACUGCCCCACUCAGUGUUUUGCCAACACCCAGUGUUCCCAUUGCCUCCACCAGGCGUGGUGCGGGUGGUGCCCGGUCCCUGGUUUCAAUGGGACCGGUAUCUGCCUGUCUGGUGGUCUGUUGGGUCCUAUCGACGGUGUAUGCUCUAGUCAGGAGAUUAGUUCCAUCCAUGGUCCUCUACCUGCUGCUGUAGCGAAUGCCACCAUAGGAGGCAUUUCUGGAAACCCACAAUGGAAGUACCUUACAUGUCCACCAGAGGAUGAAUGCACUAACGGCAAUCAUGACUGCGGGGAGAACGAGGACUGUACUGAUACGUACACAUCGUUUGAAUGCAACUGUAAGGCAGGAUAUGAGAGAGAAAGUGAUGACAGUCCCUGCAAGCCAGUUUGCACCCAGAUGUGCGGUGAUCAUGGAGUAUGCAUUGCCCCUGAGCAGUGUGAAUGCUUCUUUGGUUACGUGGGGCACAACUGCAGCACCGAGUGUCUGUGUAAUGGUCACAGUAAUUGCCUCAGUGAGAGAGAUAGGCACGUCUGUUUGGAGUGUCGUAAUAACACAAAGGGUGAUCAUUGUGAGCAUUGCCUGCCGCUGUUUGUCGGUGAUCCAGUAGACGGUGGUUCUUGCACACCAUGCAUAGAACAUUGCAAUGGAAACACCAACCAAUGUCUGUCGGUGCAGCAGUAUGAGGACUUUCGUAGCACCUACCCAACAAGACCCAUACACAAUAUCUCAGAGCUGUUUGACAGUGGUCCACUAACGGACGAUGUCUUCUGCAUUGGCUGUAGUAACCACAGCGAGGGCGACCGCUGUGAGACCUGUAUAGAUGGUUACUUCAAACUUGACGAACACUGCCAGAGGUGUGACUGCAAUGGCCAUGGAGAUACAUGUGAUAAGGUCGAUGGAGAAUGCAAUGUCUGCCAGAAUAACACCAUGUCACCUUCAUGUCCUUCUGAUAAAUACCCUGAACCAUGCUGGGAGCACCAGUGUUCCCAAUGCCUGAAUGAUCUGUUCAAAGGCACACCUACCGACAGUCACCAGUGUUACAGACAGAUGCACGUUGAUAAUGAUAUAUGCUUCAAUCCAGAAAGCCAAAAUGAUUGUCCAAUCAACCCUGUACCUCUUCCCGAUGGUGCCUCAUCUUUCUUUGUCAUCAUGCCCAAGUAUUCAGACCUUGAUAUCAGGUUAACGGUUGAUAUCACCUACGGCGCCCUCGAUGUCUACCUCACCUACGACUCGGAUGUCUUCAUAGUAGAGUAUGAUGAGGAAACCCAGGAGCAGAUGAUACGUAUUGAUGAGAACUAUAUCAGCGCAGCUAUGCAACGAAAGAGGAGGUCCAUUAAACAGAUCCUAGCUCCAAACAGGGAGCGGCGAUCAUCCAACUCAUCAAUCUCGACUACGGUAGACCCCGACCAGAGCGAACUGACUGAAAUCGAGUCCCACGGCUUGAACACAUUCAUCAGCAUCGAGGACGAGCACUUCAUCACGCUCGUCCAAAACCUCCAGAACAGGCUCGUCAUCACGUUCCCGAAGCGCUACCACACCUUGACCUCGCGCCGCUUCUACAUCGCCCUGAUGGGGCGGGGCGUGGAGGACCAAAACGCGACGCAGGGCAUCAUGUAUUUCCGUCAGGACCAACCGCACAUCGACCUCUUCAUCUUCUUCUCCGUCUUCCUCUCCUGUUUCUUCCUCUUCUUGGCGUUCCUGAUCGGCAUCUGGAAAGUCAAGGUUGGUGUGGAGGCGCGCCAACACAGACGCAUGCAUCUCCUGGAGAUGGAACACCGGGCCAGUCGACCGUUCGGUCAGGUCCUACUCUACUACGAGAGCCCUAGCAUCCAAACACAUCCUGCAUCAAGUGGGACGACUAAGAGUCAGUCGUUACCCAAGAAGCAUCAUAGACUUGGUAGGAGAGGCAAGACUGAUACUGUAGGAGGGGGAGCAGCAACUAAUAGGGACACAGAGGAAACGGCUCUCAACUCGGAUAUUAUUAAUGAGAGAUUUAUACCAGGCCUUAUAGCUUCCGAACCAACAGACGACGGCAUGGCAACCGUGGGCACCGUCGUGUUUGCUCUACCUGGCCAAAUGAGGGCGCCAGUCAGAGCGUGUCUCGGGUCGGCCCUGGUCACGCUGAAAACCGUCGCGAAGCAGACGCAAGACUCGCAAAACACCACGCGGCAACAGAGGCAAGGAAAGAACAUGAAAUCAGCUAUUUUGUGUAACACAAAUAACAGAAGAUAGUAUACUAGAAUUCUCUAUUUUGUAUAUUAUAUGUAAAAAUCUUAUAGAAUUUUGAAGAUACUAAUACAUUGUUGAGUCAUGCACAGGCCCAAGGAUGAGGAUAAUGUUCAUAUAUAUCUCAUGUUUGCAAUAAUGCAAAUAGAUUUGUGUAGUAGACAGUGUACUGGAAUGAUUGUUGCUGAUGGUCCCUAAGUGAGCUCAUCUGCCAGGGCCGUGUUACAUAAAGCUCAACAAUUGAUCAUGGGAUUGAUUUUUAUGAUUGAUCAUACAUUGUAACCAAUGCAACUAAUCGCAGAAAUCAGCACUGCGAUCGAUUGUAAGCAUUUUGUUCCUGGACCAAGGGGAGCAUGUCAUGGAAAGUUUUUGUGAGUGACCAUCUCUAAUGGAUGUUAUAAGCUACUGAAAUCCUUGCAUCUGAUUGGCUCAGACCAAAUUAAUCACUAAAAAUCUCUAAAAUCACUGACUAGAUUAUUCAUGAAAUGCUCCCCAUGUCUAGAGUUUUUAAACCCUCCGGAAAGACACGCUAUUCAAUACUCGAGUAAAACAAGAAAAAAUUAAUUAUAAUGUACUUAUAUCUACUUUUGAAUCAAUUACUUAGAGUUGUAAUAAAGGGGUAAUUCUAUAAAAAUGAUCGACCCCUUUGUAUUCCCCACACCUACAUGUAUAUUCACUUUAUUUCACUGCUGAUUUGCUCAAAUCAUGAUGAUUUUAUAGCAUUGCAACUUUCUGUCGAUACUUACGUAUAACUCGGUCACAUUUGCUCUGCGGCAUUGAAAACAGCCGUUAUAUUAAUAUUAAUUCAAACUAACUACAUGUAACUGAUAAAAAAAUGUUAAAACGGUCGUUUUCAACUUGCCCUACAGCCGCUGUAGAGCAUAUGUGACCCAGGUAUUAUGGACGAUAUUGAACGAGGCCAUUAAGACUCUGUAUUCAGCUCCAAAUUUCUUAUUUUUCUUUGAUAUUUCAUGAAACUGUGAAGUUACUUACAUGGAGUAUAAAAUGACUUUUUUUAAUACUAUGGUACAUGUAAUUGAAGUUGAAAUAAGUUCAUGUUAUAUGAAACAUAUUAACACUUGUCUUUUUGCGGCAAAGAAUAUUGUAGCCAUGAUUUGAAUAAGAUUAUUAUAAACACUGCUGAACCUUAUUUCUGAACAAAGACAACCAAAAGUAUUACACGUACAUUGACACUCCGUAUUCCAUUGUUCAUAAAGUCAUUUGUAACUUUACGAACAGUUUUAUGAAAUACCCCCAGGCUCGUAUUUUGAAAUCGGGUUUAACUUAAACUCAGGUUUAAAGUUGUGCUUUAAGUAUGGAUAGCCAAUUGUUACAUCAAUCACUAACAGUAGAGAGGUGAUAUUUCACCUCAUCUUGCUCUCAAAUCAUUCAUAAAUGUGUAGAAAAAUAGAUUGUCUGCACCAUUGAUGAAUCAGGAAAGAGCAGAGUAAACAUAAGAAACAUCGAACAAAUUUUGACACUUUUGGCUUCCCAUAAUUUUAGCACAGAGUUAGACCAUGGUCUAAGUUAAACCUGGCAUCAGAAUACGUGCCCCAGAAUUAUAUAACCAUGUUGACCGUUAAUUACUACAUGUAUAUCAUUCAGGGUAGCUUUUCAUGAAUCAUCUUGUCAGUGAUUUUCACUGACAAAUUUCCUCUCAGCCAAUCAGAUGCAAGGAUUUCAGUAGCUUAUAACAGUUGUCAGUGGUUAUCAGUGUCUCAUGCAAUGUUGUUCACUUGGGUGUGACUUAACACAGAUUUAGUCAUGUACAGUGAGUAUUUUUGUAUUCAUAGCACAGAUAUGUACAGAGAGAUCAAAUCAUAGACAUUGCUUGAUUUAUCUUCGUAUUGAUACAUUGUAAAAUGCAUUUAUUGAAACCGAUCCUAUUGGCUGAAUAUUUAGAAUUUAUGGAAUUAAGUAAUGGUAUUAUUGUCUGCACUGUGGGUAUGACAUUAAAGUAUUCAUUUAUUAGUUGAUAAGGCACUGAAUGUUUACUUUUUUUUCAAAACCUCAUUUGUUUCUCUAUGUUGACAAAAUAUAGGAUUUUAGAUCGCAAAUUACAAGUUUAAAUAAACCAAAUUCAGUAAGGUGAUACCUGGGUUUUCAAGGUUUCUCUGAACUCAAUAGACCUUGUUCAUAAGACGUAAUCUCAUAGCGCCCUCCUUCAGAGGAUAUAGGAAUGCAUGUAAACAAGAGUUGUCGGAGAUGCGCCAGCUGCAGAUCACCAUUGCAUGCAAUGUAAUGGGAUCAGCCUCCAAGGUGGCAGCACAAUGGCAUAUUUUUUUGGACUGGAAAAUAUGAAUACAACAGAAGCAUAUAAUCUUGCAUGCAGGUAUUUCAUAACUUUUUGCUCUGUUACACUUCGCUUUAUAGCGAUGUUUUGCAGAACAAAUCUUUACUACCGCAAAAAUUUAGCUUACACAUUAGGGUUAGGGUUGGUAUGAAGUGAAAGUAGUGAACUUCAAUUUCAGUGUUAUCGAGAAAAUCACUGACUUUUUAAACUGGUGUUCACAAACUCGUUUAUUCUUUGAUAUUGACAAUCGUGUCUGAAUGAUCAAUCCAGCAUAUGUAAAACAAUGAUUGCGAGAAAAGCUAUAGAUAUUUUUUAUUCAAGUGUACAAUUUUAUUUUAUGACAGGUGUAGUGCCAGCAAUGGAACUCUUGUAUAUUUUAUGUGCAUAUUAUAUUUUAUACGAACUACUGCAGAAUAUUAUCGUCACCACCUCUCGUAUACACUGAAACUGUAAAUAUGUAAGAUAUGAACUGAAUUCCAGAGCAAAGUGGUAUCGAGAUUCCAGAUAUUGAUUUGCACUUUAUUGCGACGUGUGCUGUAAUUGUAUGAAGGGUGAAUAGGAUGGUUGUAUCGGAUGAUUAAUUGCAUGUAUAGCUAUAUAAUGCUAGUUAUGAACUAGUCUAGUGGUUGUUAUGAUGAUGUAGAAGUCUAAAAACGUCAAUGAAUACUUGAUGGCUGAUACACGCGUUAGGCAAUGUUCUUAUUUUUGUUAUAUGCGUUCAUUUAACCACAAGGUCCGGGGUUCAAAUCCCACCGCAGCACUCGCGUCCUUUGGCGAGGCGUUUAUCUACAUUUGCCACUCUCCACCCAGGUGUAGUAAAUGGGUACCCUGUAGGAAGGAAAUCCUUGAAUGCCCGAGGAUCCGAUCAGGAUAGCUUUGCUAAAGCCAGGGUAAUUGUAUGCAGCACUGAGAGACAUUUGUUUUAAGCGCUAUAUGAAUGUCGCAUAUAUUAUUAAUGCUAUCUUGGAAAGUCGUUGUAUUUCAUGCCCAUUAUAUCCUCUGACUUCAGACAGGGAGAGUUGAUGUAUUCCCUCAAAGCCUGGGUAAUAACGAUGUUUGCACUUCUAUCAUCUGGAAAAGGUGCUGUAUAUAUCCACUUGAUAUUAUUCGUAAUAAUUCUCUGAUUAUUCUGAGGCUCCCCCCCCCCCAUUCUUUUCGCUGUGUAUU
Messenger RNA from Lytechinus variegatus (green sea urchin), 12647 nucleotides. It is a transcript of the gene megf8, whose product is annotated as multiple epidermal growth factor-like domains protein 8. The coding region runs from base 383 to 9193 and encodes 2936 amino acids. Gene Ontology annotation, molecular function: calcium ion binding; protein binding. NCBI's taxonomy places the organism in Eukaryota, Metazoa, Echinodermata, Echinoidea, Temnopleuroida, Toxopneustidae. The transcript is spliced from 43 exons. The record is from RefSeq and is a predicted model, not a curated record.